AUGGCUCCUGGGAAUGAUGCCAGCAAACGUCCUUCCACUCUCCCACGGUGUACUGCAUCCCGCUCACCCAACACAAACAGAGACCGGGCGACCUGCGACGAACGCGCGCACUAUCCCGUCUUUAAUCCCAACGAUCCACGGCACAAUCCGUCAUGGACCGGCGACGACCGCCAACAGCAAGAACCUAGCAACGAGAGCACGGCGAGUUGGAUGCGCAGCCUACCCAAGCGCUCGUUGCGCAAAGCUCGCUCCGGGUUUCUCGCCCUCAAGUCCGGGAUCCAGAGGCAUGCUGGUGUCAUGCUAACGGUCAUCACCCUGCACGCCAUGCCUAAGGAUUUGGCCAAGGCGUUGAAGUGA
Messenger RNA from Aspergillus terreus NIH2624, 357 nucleotides. RefSeq lists its product as uncharacterized. Lineage: Eukaryota; Fungi; Ascomycota; Eurotiomycetes; Eurotiales; Aspergillaceae. Bases 1 to 357 code for a protein of 118 amino acids. The record is from RefSeq and is a predicted model, not a curated record. The transcript is spliced from 3 exons.